AUGGAGAGCUGCCGUCCAGUGUUUCAAAUCUCAGGGAUAAAAAAUAAUGGGAAGAAGAGAGAUUUGCUCAAGGGAAUUCAACAUUUGAAUGGAAAAUAUAUUGGGGGAUCAAUAUACCAGAGCAUUUGCACCCAUUUAAUAAUUCCUCAGGUUUUGGCCAGUGAGAAAUUUUUAGCUUCUUGUGCUGCAGGAAAGUGGAUUGUGACUCCGAACUAUGUUCUGGAUAGUGUUGAAAAUGGUUCCUGGCUCCCAGAGGGACCCUAUGAGGUAUCAAUUCCCACACGUUGGAUGCAUUGCUAUACCGUCAGAGACUGGAGGGAAAAGGUGAUCAGUGGGACAAUAACCGGAGCCUUCCAAGGCUGGAGAGUUCUUCUAAUGGUCCAAGAUGCUGUCUCGUCUAUCAUGUUCAAAAGAGUUUUAGAAGCUGGUGCUGCCACAGUAUACAGCAAUCCCACUCACGCCUCCAUCACUCAUGUCCUAGCCAAGCCCGUCACACAGGGGGCAAGCUCCCACAAUGCUCCUUGCUAUCCUGUUAGCCACAUUGUCCAGUACCUCUUCCAGCGCAAGUCUGUCAACAUGGACUUGAACAUCACAAAUGAUGAUAAUGAAGGAAAGGAGUCUGCGGAUAUUGACCUUUCGAAACUGGAGGUAGACCUCAGGGACUGUGCCAUCAAACAACAGGACCGACCAAGGUUUAUAUUCACGGAAUCCAUGGGCUAUCACAGCCCCCAUCGUUCUCUGUCAGAGGGAGCUGAAAUGGCAAAAUUCUGCAACGUUGGCGCCAUGAUAGAGUGUGGGCUCUACAUGGAGGCCUUGGACACAAUCCAAAAUGCUGCCUUCCCAGGGAUUGUGCCACCAUCGUCAUACAUGGUGUCCCUCAUCAAGUACGCGCAGAAGGGUAGUGCCACUACUGUCUUCCUGCGACGCUUCCGAGAAACAAUGCACCGGUUGCUAAUUAACACUGCUCCUUGGCAUAAGAAGUUGUUUUACAGUCAGGUGUUGCAGUGCCCUCACUGUAAGAAGGGCCAAUGGCCUUUUUUAGAGACCGCCAUAAGUUACUGCCUGUCAAGCAAUGACACUUGUCAUCAGUUCCCUGGGCCAGCACUGCCAACUCUUAUACAGUUCCACCAUGAUAUACUGGCAUUUUUUCUGAAUCUCUUUCAAAGGGAACUCAACUCAAUCACCAUGGGAAAUUUAUUUCAGUGUCCAGAAACUGAAGUCUGCAAGGUAAAAACAUCAGGUUUUUUGCUGUAUGGAACCUUCUGGACCGUGUGGGAACGUGCAACUCUUCUCUCUGGCGCUGUAAAAAGACUCAUCGAGCUCAUAAUGCAGGCCGCUUCCCCAAAGCACCUUGCUGGCAGCGACGAGCACAAAUGGCAUCUGUUGGCCAUCCUGCUGGACCUUCUGUCAGUGUUGGUGGAGUUUUGGUGUACGCAGCACUUCAAACUGAACCCGAAGCUUGUGGAAAAGGGCCUAGAAGAUCUAGCUGAGCACUUUGCCAUCACAAGCCAAACUGUGUCUUCUGCAGUCAUUGUAGAGAUGAUUGCCAGAAUUUCCACCAACAGGCUUAAAUUGCCACUGGUGGAUGCAAUAUUCCGGAAUAUGUGCUGCAAACAUGGAAUUACAGUGGGGGAUGGACCUCUGUCCCUCAAGAAAGUGGUGCUGUCCUACUUGCCUGCACUGGGACAUUUAGCUCAGAAUCACAGCUGGACCCAGCAUACCACCAACAGCUGCUCGAGUUUGGACACCAACUGCGAAACUGUGAGCCCAGUGGAGAAUGAAUUGGGGAGAGAAUGCAUCCCAGGAGGCCUCAACAAAGUGAAUGCAGCAGGCCAGACCCUCCUUCACCAAGCAUGUAAGAAAAACGAAGUGGAUGUUGUGCUUAGCAUUUUGGCAUCCCCCGGUGUUGACGUCAAUGUUAAAGACCAUGUAGGAUGGACACCUCUAUAUGAAGCAUGUAACCAUGGCAGUACUGCCUGUGUGGAGGCUUUGCUACGUCACCGGCCCACCCCGCUGAUUAAUUUUGUUGUGGAUGGAGUCAGCCCUCUGCACGGCGCCCUUCUCAAUGGUCACCUGGCCAUUGCUAAAAUGCUUCUGGAGGCUGCAGGUUCCAGUCUCCUCCGGCAAACAGACGAUAAAAGUUCUGCCGCAUUGGACCUUAUCUCUGAUGCUAGUCAGAAAGCAGAGCUCCUCCGCAGCGCUCAACUGGGCGACUCCAACCUGAACUGCACUGGAGUGUUGAAUUACGAUCUCCUGGAGGCGGCCUCAGGUAUGCUAGCAAACCUGCUGGUGUGUUACCAGGAAGAGAGCGGCCUGUCCGACUGCAUCCGGUCCAAUGAUGCGUCGCACACGUUGGCACGUGCCCUUGAGACGCACCCUCUCCAAAUGGUAACACUGGACUGGACGGACCAGCAAGCGGUGAGUCUGGCAGGUGACAUCGAGACUCUGCUGGAGCUGGCCAGAGGGAAACACUCGGAGCAGGUGUGCGAUGCGGUGAAGGCAUACAAAGGAGACAGUACAGUGGUCUUCAUGCAGCUCCUGGACGAUCUUGAAUGCCAAGGAAAAAUCUUAAUGCCUGAAGUAAACCCAUAG
This is a messenger RNA of Nerophis lumbriciformis (worm pipefish), 2592 nucleotides long. NCBI's taxonomy places the organism in Eukaryota, Metazoa, Chordata, Actinopteri, Syngnathiformes, Syngnathidae. The record is from RefSeq and is a predicted model, not a curated record.